AUGCCACAAGCUGAUGCCCUACCAACUGAGCCACACCCACUCGGAUUAUUCAGGGAGCCUUUGCUGGCUGUACUAUGUUGUUCCCCUGAUAAAACAGUUGCAGAAGCAAUUUCAUUAUUGAAAAAUCUUUUGGUAUUCCUGUGGUUGAUCAAUGCAAGGCGGCUCAGAGUUGCCGCUGUAGUUGGUACUGGUAAAAAGGAUGGUAUAGAAAGAUGUGAAACUAUGGUCAGAGAAGAGAUUGACGUAAUUAAUGUGAAUACUGCUAACGGAGACAUUGCAAAAGCUAUUGCAGCUGGUGCUGAUUCUGUGAUGAUCGAUUCAAUUUUUACUGGUAGUGCUGAAAGUCCAGGUGAGAUUAUGAUGUAUAAGGGUUGA
This is a messenger RNA of Brugia malayi, 375 nucleotides long. RefSeq lists its product as uncharacterized. NCBI's taxonomy places the organism in Eukaryota, Metazoa, Nematoda, Chromadorea, Rhabditida, Onchocercidae. Bases 1 to 375 code for a protein of 124 amino acids. The record is from RefSeq and is a predicted model, not a curated record. Gene Ontology annotation, molecular function: catalytic activity. The transcript is spliced from 4 exons.